AAAACUUAUACUAUGGUUGGGACUCAAAAUGAUCCCGGACUCAUGGUUCUUAGCCUAAACACCAUCUUUGAACUUAUCAAGAAUGAUAGGAGUUCAGACAACUUUGAAGUCUCUUGCUCUUACCUUGAAGUGUACAAUGAGGUCAUUUAUGAUUUACUUGAAAAAUCAUCUGGGCACCUCGAACUCAGAGAAGACCCUGAGCAUGGCAUUGUCGUUGCUGGUUUAAGAAGUAUUAAGGUUAUUGAUCUUUCUGAUUAGGAUGUUCUUUUGUCA
Messenger RNA from Dendrobium catenatum, 273 nucleotides. Its product is annotated as kinesin-like protein KIN-8B. The coding region runs from base 13 to 258 and encodes 81 amino acids. The record is from RefSeq and is a predicted model, not a curated record. The transcript has 2 exons. NCBI's taxonomy places the organism in Eukaryota, Viridiplantae, Streptophyta, Magnoliopsida, Asparagales, Orchidaceae. Gene Ontology annotation, molecular function: microtubule motor activity; ATP binding; microtubule binding. Gene Ontology annotation, biological process: microtubule-based movement.